This is a messenger RNA of Orbicella faveolata, 3531 nucleotides long. RefSeq lists its product as uncharacterized. Lineage: Eukaryota; Metazoa; Cnidaria; Anthozoa; Scleractinia; Merulinidae. The record is from RefSeq and is a predicted model, not a curated record. Gene Ontology annotation, molecular function: protein binding. Gene Ontology annotation, biological process: signal transduction.
ACGCUAGUAAAUUUAUACUUAUGACAGUUAUAUUUUGUGAUAAUAUUCGUGGUUGUGUACAUGUAAACAUUUCUGUGGACAGGGACCUUGUAUUGGACCUUGCUCACAAAAAACAACCCAAACAAAUCAUAGUUGAAAUUCAUGGUUGAAAAAAUACUUUAAACAAUACAGCAAUUAUAGGGUCAUAUCAAAUCAGAUAAAAAUACCUUCCUUGGGCGUAGUUACGUACACAAACAUAAUCCAUAAAUUUCAGACCUUUCAGUUCCCCCCUCCCCCCUCUCCACACCCACAUACCCCACCCUGGUCCUCAUCGUUGCCCCUUUCUCGGAGAAAAAAAAUCACUCAAAGUUUAUGUAGGUGAUUUACAUGAAUAGGCGAUGAAAAGAUCUGAAAUUGGUGUUUAACCACAAGGAAUGCGAUCUUUCGCAAGUAUUUCCUAAUAGACUAACCAGUCUGAACAGUUUGAAUCCAACAAUUAUUGUUGAAGAGAACUGAUGCAUUCGAAGUAAAGCCUUCCAUCAUUGUUCCUUACACUUACACCAACUAACUUUAUCCUCUUAGUAUGACUAGCCACACAUAGCUCACGAGCGAGGUUAAGAAGUUUGUAGUUCUUGUGUGUUUAUAGAGAAAAUGUCCCUUGUCUCAAAUGUUUUUUUUUUCUCCCUAGCUUGUAUUCGUUGCAAGGAUACUUGAAAUGUUGAAGUACUGUAGAAUCUAACAUUUUAGGACCCUGAAUACUUAGUAUCUACCUGAUGCUCCUGUGUACAGCAGAAGGUGAUGGAAUCGCCUGAUAAUUUGUGUGGAGUGAUCUCUAGAGCAGUCGACCAGUCAGAAUUGAGUGAUGGUUAGGGUCUGACUUAGUUGUGUUCUUAUGCAAGACACCAGCGAACUUAUAGGGUUUACUUGAUGUUGGUAAUUGGAGGAAGUGGGGUUCAUGUAUGUGUACUUGCUACUGGUUUUCCUUUUUUGAAACUGAAAAAAGUCAGUCCAUAUAUACUAUUUCAUUCAUACCUGUAAGGUGUUUUUUCUGUUCUUGUACAGAUUCUCUAUUCCGGGCGCAGUUGAAAUGCUGGGAAGCUCGGCAAGUUUUAGAUCAUGAUGGAACUGAGAAAGCAUUUGAAGUGUUGAAGGAAGCGUCCUGUUCGUUAGAGAAAGUUCAAGACAAAUCAAGUGAAUCUUACCGACUCAGUAAGGGACUUCACUUGUAUUCUGAGGGGGAGAUCUACUGGAAGAAGGGAGACUGCAGGAAAGCACUAGAAAGCUUGGAGUUAUCGUUACAAUUUAGAGAAGAACUCCUUAAAGGUCAUCCUGAUCUUGCAAGGUGUUACAAUGCUAUUGGAAACUGCCAUUCCCACCUCCAGAAUUCGGAGGCAGCACUUGAGUUCUACAAAAUAGCAUACAACAUGCAAGAGGAAAUUGCCGGUUCAGAGUAUCAUAUUGACAUGCCAAUGUACAAGAAUCAAAUCGGCACAGCAUAUGAGGGUCAGGGAGACUAUGAGAAGGCAGCGGAGUGUUACAGAGAUGCCCUGAAUCUUUUGGAAAAGCUCAAAGUUUCAGGGUUUAGCGAUGAAGCACACUUCUGUAGAAACCUUGCCAAUGCUCUUAUGUUUCAGGGGAAGUAUCGAGAAGCAAGUGAACAUGCAGACAGAGCUUACAACAUAAGGAUGCAGCUUCUCGGAAACCACCCAGAUACUGUGCGUAGCAUUUUCCAGCGAGCACUGCUUCAGGCCUACUUAAAAGAAUUCGAGAAAGCCUUAGAUCUGUUCUUUGAAGCAUGGGAAAUGGAGAAAUUGCUCGUUGCGGGAAACCAUAGUCCUGUGUGGAGAAAGAUUGUUCAAAGUAUCGAGAAAGUGUGUGAUCGAGUAGGAAAAAGGGAAAAGAUUGAAGAAUUUAGGAAGGAUGCUUUGAAGUUUUGCCAGCGCUUCUGGGAUGAAGAGAAACGUUCGGAGCAGUUUAGCUUCACUGAGUACAACAAAGAGAUAAUUGAUGCGUUAUUGUACCUGCAGGGUGACAAGAGUGACAUUGGUGAAAUAGAAAAGGACGCCCUGUGGUUCUAUGAAGGGCUGCAGAGUGCUACUGAGGAAGAAUUUGAAGAGGAGUUUGACCAGGAAACAGAUAACAGCGAGCUUAACGAGAUGCUAAGAAAAAGAGAUGAUAUCUUGGACAAGGCCAUUGAGCUUUGCGUUAAACUUGCCGAGCAUGAUAAACUCACCAAACACACAAACAUCAAGCUUGCCCUGUACAAAAAAGUUCUUGUGAGACCAGACUUUAUUGGGAAGAAGGAGUACUCUUAUGACAAAGCAAAACUCAAAAGCACGGUGGAACAGCUGUAUAACGAUGUUGGACAUGAGGAAAACAUUGCAGAAUUCCGAAAGAAUCCAAACGAACCACCGGCCUCAUUGAGACCUAAAGCUUCAGCCAAACAACCGUCUUCUAAGACAGACGAGGAAGAGGAAGAGGAAGAAGGAUUUGAGGAGGAAUCUGAAGAGAAGAUUGUUGUUGGAUCUGAGGAGGAGACUGAAGUCAGAACUGAGGAGGAGGUCGAAGUGGGAUCUCAAGAGGAGAUUGGCGUGGAAUGCGAGGAAGAGGUUUUAGUUGAGUUUGAUGAGGAAUCUGAAGAGAAGAUUGUUGUUGGAUCUGAGGAGGAGACUGAAGUCAGAACUGAGGAGGAGGUCGAAGUGGGAUCUCAAGAGGAGAUUGGCGUGGAAUGCGAGGAAGAGGUUUUAGUUGAGUUUGAUGAGGUCGAAUCUGAGAAAGAAAUAGACAUCGAAGCUGAGGCCAGUGAAGCAGAAACCAGAAGCUUGAUCCUCGAAGACACUGUGACGAAACGAGGCAACCACUGGGAGCUUAAAAAGGUGGCGGCACACGUGAUAUUUCCUCCUGAUGCUGUGUGUGAGGACAGGCUGAUGGCCCUUCAUAGAUGGAAGCCUUCAGCUUGUUGCCCUCCUCUCCAAGAAAAUGAAGCCAUUGUUAGCGAUGUGGUUGAACUAUCAGCUGGCAUGUCUGAAGGACUUGCAUUCAAUAAGGAGGUCACUUUGGCCAUUUCUCAUAGUGCGUCUGACCUUAAGGGAUAUGAGGUGGUAGUGAAAAAGUUGAUUGACAAGGACACGAAUGAGUGGGUGGACGUCGAUAAAACAGUUGAUUUUCGAUCCCUGUCAGACCUCGAGGAAGCUUAUGGCAGUAAUUUUCCUGACUAUCUCCUUCCUGUUGCUGAGACUAAGAUUACUCAGUGCUUCACAUUUGUGGUAAUUUGUCGCCUCAAGUCUUACCAGUUCACCGUUACUUCUGCGUCAGCAAGCCUUUCCUUGCCCGACUAUCCCUUAGUCAAGGUUAUCAUUCCCGAAAAUGCUGUUCACGUAACAGAACAACUUCAUGUCACUGUCAAGAUUUUGGAGCUGGCUCGAGUGGUGCGCAACAUCAGUCGUUCAGUUUGUAGCCCAUGACCAGGCACCCGACUCUAGAAUUAGGCAGGGGGACGUCGUCCAAAUAAGAGAAAGAGAAGGAGAAGGAGAAGAAGAGAGACAAGAAAUA